Messenger RNA from Apis mellifera (honey bee), 6157 nucleotides. RefSeq names its product endoribonuclease Dicer-1 (gene Dcr-1). Gene Ontology annotation, cellular component: RISC complex; nucleus; cytoplasm. The record is from RefSeq and is marked provisional. The transcript has 21 exons. Lineage: Eukaryota; Metazoa; Arthropoda; Insecta; Hymenoptera; Apidae. Gene Ontology annotation, biological process: siRNA processing; apoptotic DNA fragmentation; pre-miRNA processing. Gene Ontology annotation, molecular function: RNA binding; deoxyribonuclease I activity; ribonuclease III activity. The coding region runs from base 128 to 5986 and encodes 1952 amino acids.
AUGACGUCACAUUCUCCUCCUGUAGAAAUUCGCCAUGAGGAAAUUAAGCCACUUUUAAUGAUAGAGGAGAUAAUCGUAUCGUGCUUAUCUAGCAAUUCUAAUUAUAAGCUUAAGAAUCGUAGAUUCCAUGGCAUUUCCACUAAACGAUCAAAUUUAUACAAAAUCUUUUACACCUAGAGAAUAUCAAGUAGAAUUAUUUUAUGCUGCUAAAGAUAAAGAUAUAAUUGUUUGUUUAGGAAAAAAUUAUGAACAAACAUUUCUUGUUAUAAAAUUAAUUCAAGAAUUUGCAACAAAUAAUAGAAGAUUAUUAAGUCAAGGAGGAAAACGAUCAUUAUACAUACUGACAGAUGAAGAUAAAUGUACUAUAAAAGCAAGUUAUAUACAACAAUUAACAGAUUUAAAAGUAUUGUUAUGUGACACUUGUUCAACUGCAGAAUUUAUAGAAAAGUUUGAAAUUUCUCAUGUAUUACUUGCAACUUCAAAGACAUGUGCACAAUUAUUAGCAGAUAAAAAAAUUUUACCUCAUCAAAUAAAUCUAGUCAUAGUUGAUGAGUGCCAUAAAUCUAUAAACAAUAGCCAACUAAAAUUUAUUUUACAAACUAUUUUAUCAUGUAAUAAUGUUCCCAGAAUCAUUGGAUUAGCUGUACCAUUAUUUAAUUUAACACAAGAACCUGGAAGAUUAGGAUUAGAAAUAGAAAAAGUAGAAAAUACAUUUCAAUGUGAAGUUGAAACAGCUAGUGAUAUAUUAUCUAUAUUACGGUAUAGUCCUAAACCUAAAGAAUAUGUAGUAGAAUAUGCUAAAAGUGAGAAAGGAGAAUUACAUAUUACUAUUGAAAAUCAUAUAUUGCAUGCUAUUGAAUUUCUACGUGAUCAUCGUUAUGAUCCAACUGAAAUUUAUAAUGAAGAAUUUUAUGAAGAUAUUCAAAAAAUACCAGAUCCUACAGAAAAGCCAUUUGAAAUGAUGCAAGAUCUUUUGCAUAUAUUAGAAACUCUUGGACCAUGGUGUGCAGAUCGUGCUGCAUUUGCUCUUUUAAUUUUAACGGAAAAAUUAAAAAUAAAAACACCUUAUGAAAGACAUUAUUUGUUAUUAAAUAUGAUUGCAUCUGUUUUUACGAAGAUACGAGCUUUAUGUGAUAAUGCAUUUGAAGUUUUAUCUGAAAAAGAAAAAAUAUAUAAAUAUACUACUACAAAAGUUCAUAGAUUAUUACAAAUUUUGAAAACAUAUACACCAUAUUAUACAAAACAUAUUAAUAAUACUGAUAAUAAAAUAAAUAAUGAAAAUAUUUCUCGGAAGUUUCCAGCAAAUAAUAGGGAUUCUAUUAAAGAUAAAUUUAUGCAAUCUAAAAAAUUAGAUUGUAAUUGGAAAAGUAGUGAAGAGAAUUGCAAAAAACCACCUGUAGCACGACAUAUGCGUGGCAUUACAGAUCCUGAUUUACUUUGUGGAGUAAUUUUUGUAGAUAAAGCAUUUGUAGCAAAAGUCUUAUUUUAUUUAUUAAAUGAAAUAUCUAUGCAUGAUGAAGAGUUACAUUUUUUAUCACCUCUUUAUACAAUUGAAAAAAAUAUUGAUGAUAUUAGUUAUUCAAAAGAUUUAGAAAUAGAACAUAGAAAACAAGAAGAAGUUUUGAAAAGAUUUAGAAUACAUGAAUGUAAUAUACUAAUUUCAACUUCAAUUUUAGAAGAAGGUAUAGAUAUUCCAAAAUGUAACUUUGUAAUGAGAUAUGAUUUUCCAAAAACUUAUCAAUCCUAUGUACAAUGUAAAAGUCGUGCAAGAGCUCCAGAUGCCCUGUAUGUAUUAUUGGUAUCACAAGAAAUGUCAAAGGAGUACGUAUGGCAACUAGCUCAAUAUCAUUAUAUAGAAAAGACUUUGUUAGUAAAAUGUUCUAAUAACGAACCAUCUGAAGAAGAAGAAAAUGAAGCAGAUAUGUAUGCUGCUAUGAUACCACAUUAUAAACCACUUGAUGGAGGUGAUGCACCUAAAGUUACUUUUAAUUCUGCUAUAUCAUUAGUAAACAGAUAUUGUGCAAAAUUACCUAGUGAUACUUUUACAAGAUUAACUCCAGAAUGGUCCAUUCAGGAAAUGAAUAUUGAUAAUAUACUUAUGUACAUAUGUUCUUUACGACUUCCUAUAAAUUCUCCAGUAAAAUAUAUUGUAUCAUCAUAUCCUAUGCCUAAUAAAGCUAUGGCAAGACGAAUGGCUGCUUUACAAUUAUGUAUUGAUUUACAUAGAAAAAAUGAAAUAGAUGAUAAUUUGUUACCUAUUGGGAAAGAAAAUUUUAAAGCUAAACCAGAGGAUGCAGAAGUGCCUGCUUUACCAGAUGAAAGUAAAGUAGAUUUUUCUGAAGCUCGACCAGGAACAACAAAACGAAGACAAUAUUAUUAUAAAAAGACAGCUGAGGCGUUAACAGAUUGUAGACCAAUAAUUGGAGUUCCUUCUUAUUUAUAUCAUAUUAACUUGGUGUUAAGUUGUCCCUUACCUGAAGAACAAAAUACUAGAGGAAGACGUAUAUAUCCACCUGAAGAAUCAGCUAUUGGUUUUGGUAUAAUAACAUUGAAAGAAAUUCCUAAGUUAUGUCCAUUUCCUAUAUAUACUAGAUCUGGAGAAGUUCAUGUAAAAUUGAAACUUACUAAACAGACUAUAAUUUUAAAUGAAAUGCAAGUAGAAAAAAUUGCUACUUUUCUUAAUUAUACUUUUACAAAUGUAUUAAGAUUACAACAAUAUUUGAUGCUCUUUGAUCCUAAUGCUUCAGAAAAUUCAUAUAUGAUUGUUCCUGUAAAAUUAGAUGAACAAUCUGACAUUGCUGUAGAUUGGAACUUUUUAGAAUGUAUAUAUAAAAAUCGAAAUAUAGGACCAACUAAAAUUCCUGAAGAAGCCAGAAAAAACUUCAAGUUUGAUGCAUCAAAAUAUCACGAUGCAGUAAUUAUGCCUUGGUAUAGAAGUCAGGAUCAACCUCAGUAUUUUUAUGUUGCUGAAAUUUGUACAAAUUUGAAUCCUAAAUCUUCUUUUCCUGGUAAUGAUUAUGGCACUUUUGAAGAAUAUUAUUUGAAAAAAUAUGAUAUACAAAUACAAAAUUUAGAUCAACCUUUAUUAGAUGUGGAUCAUACAUCAGCUAGAUUAAAUUUUUUAACACCAAGAUAUGUUAAUCGAAAAGGUGUUGCUUUACCAACAAGUAGUGAAGAAACAAAACGAGCAAAACGAGAAAAUUUGGAACAAAAACAAAUUCUUGUUGCUGAAUUAUGUGCAAUUCAUCCUUUUCCAGCUUCAUUAUGGAGACAAGCAGUUUGUUUACCUUGUAUUUUAUAUAGAAUUAAUGCUCUAUUACUUGCUAAUCAAAUACGAUGUCAAGUUGCCCAAAUGAUAAAUUUAGGACAAGAAAAUUUAAAUUCUGAUUUUGAAUGGCCAGCAUUAGAUUUUGGAUGGAGUUUAGCAGAAGUUUUAAAAAAAUCUAAAGAAUCUGAAAAAACAAAAUUAAUUAGAAAUGAAUUAAAUUCUACAAAUGCAAUUGAUACCAAAUGUCAAAAUAUAUCUAAAGAUAUUACAGAAAAUUUAUAUAAAUUAGAUAAAGAAGAUUUAAAUGAAAGUAAUUAUGAAUUUCAAUUAACGAAUGAUAAGAUAACUGAAGCAGAACAAAUAUCAAAUGAUGAAAAUGAAUUAGAAAUUGGUACUUGGUCAAGUGAUAUGGCAAUGAAUUCUUUAGAUUUUGGAGCAAAUAAUUUAAAAUCAUUUCCUCUAAAUGUGACUGUUUUACCAAAUGAAUUUAAUUGGAAUGAUAUUCGAUAUGGAUCUCCUGCAUGUGAAUCAGAUUUUGAUGGUUAUGAAUCAGAUGAUAUUUACAGUGAUGGAUUUGCUGAUACUUCUGACGAAAGUGAAGAUGAAAACAGGGGGUUACGAAUUUCUUAUAUGGGAGAAAAUGUUGCAGAAGCUGUAGAAGAUGAAAAACAAAUAUCAAAACAAGAAGUUAAUAAGAGAAUUUUGGAUUUGUUAGAAACUGAAAAAAAUUCGGAUGAAAUUUUAUGGUCAUAUGCAAAAGAGAGCGAAGUUUUAAUUACAAAACAUAAAUUAGCUCAUUAUGAAUUUGCUAAAAUUAGAGAAUGUGAAAUAAAACAAAAUGGAUCUUUUAUACCUUAUAAUAAUAAGAUUGUAAUUAAAAGAAAAACUUCAUUUAGCUUACAUUCUGAAGAGAAUUUACCAAAUUAUAAGUACAAAACUUAUGUAGAAACUGUGGUUGAUAAAUUUACUCAAGAAAUAUUGAAUAAUAAUGAAACUAUACAACCAAUAAAAAAAAAUUCUAAUACACCAAAAUUUACAUAUCAUUUCGAUAGUAAUCUUUUUAGCUUUGAUUUUCAACCAAAAUUAGAAAAUCAUCCAGGUCCAAGUCCUAGUUUAAUUUUGCAAGCUUUAACUAUGUCCAAUGCAAAUGAUGGUAUUAAUUUAGAACGUUUAGAAACUAUUGGAGAUUCUUUCUUAAAAUAUGCUAUAACUACUUAUUUGUAUUGUACAUAUGAUAAUAUACACGAAGGGAAGCUUAGUCAUUUAAGAUCUAAACAGGUCAGUAAUUUAAAUUUAUACAGAUUAGGAAGACAAAAAAUGUUGGGUGAGAGCAUGAUAGCAACAAAAUUUGAACCACAUGAUAAUUGGUUACCUCCUUGCUAUUAUGUUCCAAAGGAACUUGAACAAGCAUUAAUAGAAUCUGGUGUACCUUCUACUUUAUGGAAUCAAGCUGACAUUCCAGCUUUACAAGCUGUAAAUCCUUUUGAAAUAACUCAAUUAGUUCGAGAAACAGAACAAAAAUUGGGUGUCAUGAAAAAUGAACUUGACCGCAAUGAAACAACACUUCCAAAUAAUUUAGAUAAUAUGCGUUGUUUUAUACCAUAUAAUUUAAUUACUCAACAUAGCAUUCCUGAUAAAAGUAUAGCAGAUUGUGUCGAGGCAUUAAUUGGAGCGUAUUUAAUUGCUUGUGGACCUAGAGGUGCAUUACUUUUUAUGGCUUGGUUAGGAAUUCAUGUUCUACCUACAGAAGAAAUUAAUAUUAUUCAAGAAACUGAGCCAAAAGAUAGAAUUCCAGGAAGCACUCCUUUUGUAAAAGGAAAAAAUGAAAAAGGAGAGACAAUAUGGACACAGAUUCGUUAUGGAAAAUUGGAAGAACCACAAAAUCCUUUACUUCGAUAUAUUGUUGACCCAGAAGAAGAAUUAAAACUGAUGCUUGAUGGUUAUGAAGAAUUAGAAAAAAACAUAGGAUAUAAGUUUCAUGAUAUUAGUUAUCUGCUACAAGCAUUUACUCAUGCAUCAUAUCAACCCAAUAGAUUAACAGAUUGUUAUCAACGUUUGGAGUUUCUUGGAGAUGCAGUUUUAGAUUAUUUAAUAACAAGACAUUUAUAUGAAGAUACUCGACAACAUUCUCCAGGUGCUUUAACAGAUUUACGAUCUGCUUUAGUUAAUAAUACUAUAUUUGCUUCUUUAGCUGUGAGAUGUGGAUUUCAUAAAUAUUUUCGACAUCUUUCUCCUGGUCUAAGUAUUGUUAUAAAUCGUUUCGUUAGAAUUCAAGAAGAAAAUGGACAUUCUAUUAGUGAAGAAUAUUAUUUAAUUGGAGAAGAAGAAUGUGAAGAAGCUGAAGAUGUAGAAGUACCAAAAGCAUUAGGUGAUGUUUUUGAAUCAUUAGCUGGUGCAAUUUAUUUAGAUAGUGGAAUGUCCUUGGAUGCAGUAUGGAGCGUCUAUUACGCCAUUAUGAAAAAUGAAAUUGAACAAUUUAGCACAAAUGUUCCUAAAUCUCCAAUUCGUGAAUUAUUGGAAUUGGAACCUGAAACAGCAAAAUUUGGAAAACCAGAAAAAUUAGCCGAUGGACGAAGAGUUAGAGUUACAGUGGAUGUUUUUGGUAAGGGAUCUUUUAAAGGAAUUGGAAGAAAUUAUAGGAUUGCAAAAUGUACUGCAGCAAAAUGCGCAUUAAAAAAAUUAAAGAGAAUGCAAAAUUAUUCAAGGGAAAAACUAUGAUAGCAUAUAUAAUAUUAGAUCAAAAUAAAAACAUAUAAAAUAAAAUGAAUUUCUUUAUUAUUAUUAAAAUAUAUUUUUAUAAAGUUGUGUUCAUAAAUAUUUACGAAUUUGUAAUAUAAAUAAUUUUUAUGCAUUUUAGCUUAAUAUAAUAUAUUGAUGGUAUAAAAUAGA